Messenger RNA from Bombyx mori (domestic silkworm), 1020 nucleotides. Its product is annotated as mitochondrial thioredoxin 2. The record is from RefSeq and is marked provisional. Gene Ontology annotation, molecular function: protein-disulfide reductase activity. Gene Ontology annotation, biological process: cell redox homeostasis. Gene Ontology annotation, cellular component: mitochondrion. NCBI's taxonomy places the organism in Eukaryota, Metazoa, Arthropoda, Insecta, Lepidoptera, Bombycidae.
CUGGAAAUUGAUCCCAUUUUCUAUUACCAAAUAAUUUGCAAUAUUGCAUAGUGCAUUGUUUUUACAAAAUGCUUACCAAAAAUAUUACUAACUUAUUCAUUCGAAAUUGUACAUUAAAAAAAAAUUAUGGGUUUUUGAGAAAUUUCUCUCUAACUGCGUCGAAAAACGACAUUGUGAAAAUCCAGAGUACUGAUGACUUCAAAGAAAAAGUAAUUAAUAGUAAAGUUCCCGUCGUUGUCGAUUUCUUUGCAACGUGGUGCAACCCAUGUAGACUACUUACUCCUCGCCUUGAGUCUAUAAUAGCAGAAAGUAAAGGCAAGGUGGUUUUGGCAAAAGUAGACAUUGAUGAACAAACUGAUUUAGCAUUAGAUUAUGAAGUAAGCUCUGUACCAGUCUUAGUAGCGAUAAAGAAUGGGAAAGUACAAAACCGUUUAGUUGGACUGCAAGAUACUGAUAAACUACGCAAGUGGAUUGAACAGUUUGCUUCUGAAGAAACUAAAGCAGAAAUAAAAGCUUAAUUUAAUAAAAUGAAAUGAUAUAUUUUUCUUUGUUACCAAUGUAGAUUCUUAAUUUAAUAAAUGUUUUAUUCAAAAAAUUAAUUUAUUCUUCAAGACAUUGUAUUAAAUCUCGAGCUCUCUUAUAUGUAACUUCAUCAGGUUUGUUAGUCUCUUCUGUUGUAUUCUCUUCACUGUUUUCUUCAUCUAUUUCUUGUGUAUUACUUUGACCAUGUUUUUCUGUCCAUUCAUCCAUUUGUUUAAUGACUUUUUUUGCAUCUUCAAGCAAUAAUGUGCGUACAUUCCCUUUUGCAGAUUCAAAAUACUCAAUUAGGGUCUGCCAAGAUUCAUCAGGUACUAAAUUAGUGGAAAACUUAUUUUUAAGUAGCCAUAACUGUUUAACUUUCAUGAACUUCCAGUUUUGUUUGUCAUGUUUCCACUGAGAAAGAUAGCUGAGACACUGAGAUUUGAGUUGAUUUUUUGAAAGUUCUGCAGCUUGGGCUUGACGUUUAAGAUAGUUUUCUCU